Hylaeus anthracinus is the source of this 2928-nucleotide messenger RNA. It is a transcript of the gene Ttc7, whose product is annotated as tetratricopeptide repeat protein 7B. The transcript has 15 exons. Gene Ontology annotation, molecular function: protein binding. Bases 165 to 2705 code for a protein of 846 amino acids. The record is from RefSeq and is a predicted model, not a curated record. Lineage: Eukaryota; Metazoa; Arthropoda; Insecta; Hymenoptera; Colletidae. Gene Ontology annotation, biological process: phosphatidylinositol phosphate biosynthetic process; protein localization to plasma membrane. Gene Ontology annotation, cellular component: plasma membrane.
AAAAUAGUUUCGCACGUGCUCGAGGCGGAGUUUGUCAUUCGUUCGCUUUUACGUGCUGCCUACGCUCCCAACAUCACUGAUGAUCGAUAUAUUGCAUUACAUCUCAAGGAACAUCACAAAAGAACGUAACAUCUUGUCCGAUUCUUUUUUUCACGUGAAUUAGAAUGACAAGUAAAAAAGGGCACAUAUUUCGAAUUGAACAAGAAAUCGAUAAAAACCGUGAGGAAGGAAACUGGAAAAAGGUUAUAGAAUUAGCGGAACAUCUGAAAGUACAAUAUCCAAGCAAUGAAUGUUUAGCAAACUUCCUAUGUGGCGAAGGGAGAUUAGAAAGCUUUUUAGAACAAAAUCCUCCCGUAGAUGCAAACAUUGGAAAAGCAAAAAAUGGGCUAGCUGAAACUAGAAGGUAUUUACUUCUUGCAGCGAAUGAAAAGGAUAAACAGGCUUUAGUUGUAUUAGAUGCCCAUCUAUUGCUUGGAAAGCUACACUAUGCGAUGGGAAUGUACGAAGAAGCCAUAAACCACUACGACCAAGCUGAACUACAUACUCUCACAGAAAAACAAUUGCCUUGUCGUAGUCUACGUAUUAUCGCGGAAUCAUAUGCAAUCAAAGAGAAACAUUUAUCCUGCCGGAGACUGCGCAUUAUAGCUGAGUCAUACGCAAUUAAAGGUCUUUGCCUGGAAAGGUUACCACCAAAUUCCAAAUCGAAAUACAAAAUAGCAGAAUGGCAAGAACAGAUCAUCAGAUGUUACGAAAUUGCUGGGGAUUUGACACUGGUAUAUUUGCAGGAGCAAGACAAACUUGCGAUGCAACACCAAAAUGGUACAUAUUCGUCUUCUCAAUCUUCAUAUGUGCCUACAAAGCAUGUUGGACCAAUUCUGGAAACAGCACUGCAAAGGGCACCUAUUCUGUAUAUUCAAACUGGUAAUAUUCAAGCUGCUAUAAAUCGUUACAGGGAAAUUUUAUCUGCUGUGGAGUCUACUACGACUCAAAGUCUUCGAGUUACUCUGACAAGACAGUUGGCAGAGGUAUUAAUUCGAGGAAUGAGUAGUACCGAAUACAAAACUCCAGGAGCACCAAGCGAUGCGACAGAAUCACCAUGGAAACCAAAGAAGUACUUAGGCCCUAAUAUGUUUGUGCCAAAGAACGAAUACGAGGAAACCAUAUUAUUAUUAUUGAUAAGCGAAGCUAUGGCAGUCAGAGAUGCUGUACUUAGUCAAUCUCCAGAAUUUAAAGAUGCGAGAAUACAUGCUUUCGAGAAUGCCACUGCGAUAUAUGACCUUCUCACAGCAGUUGUUGUGAGGUGGAGUCAAGUCGACUUGCUAUAUGAGUCGUUCGAAAGAGCAAUGAAAUUCUCUCAUGAGGAAGCGCAUGUAUGGACUCAGUGUGCAUUGUGCUUAAUCAGUAUGGGCAGAUAUAUGCAUGCGUAUAGAGUUUUAAAAGUGGUAGCAAGGUUAUCACCACAAAAAGUAAUGCCCUGUCUUUUAGCUGCGAAGCUAUGUUACGAACAAUUAAACAUGGUAAAGGAAGGGAUCGAAUGGAGUCAAAAAGCACUUCAAAGGGAAACUGCAAGUUCCCAAGGAAUGCAGUCUAGGUGUCACCUAUACAUUGGAAUUGGGCACAGUAUACUUUCUGCAAAUACCAUAGUAAAAUUGGAUAAAAAUUAUCACACUAAAACAGCUUUAGAAUGUUUUCAAAAAGCACAACAAUGCGAUCCAAACGAUCACUUGGCUGAAUAUUAUUUGGCUCACGAAUACGCUAUCAACAGACAAAUUAACGAUGCAAUGAUUCACGUGAAAAUUGCAUUGAACCUUCGAGCGGAACACAUUCCAUCACUGCAUUUAUUAGUAUUAUUACUGUCGGCUCAUAAACAAUAUUCAGAAGCGUUGCGUUUAAUUAACAGCGUAUUAGAAGAAUAUCCAGAUAAUUUAAAUUUCCUUUAUGUCAAAGCACAUCUCGAAUUACGAAGUAUCGGCGGUGAGCAAGCAUUAUUUACCAUUAGACACAUGCUUCUGCUUUGGAAAAAUCUGUACGAAGACCAAACUAAUGCUAAUUGCAAUGAGCAACACAGUGAAAAACGCAGCGAAACCAGAAGCGUUUUUCAGCUAUAUGCUUCUGAAAUGUCUGACAAAGACUCCAGUUCUCUGCAUGCACAGUCACUAGCUGCUUCAAAGGUGGAACAAGCUUUAUCCGAGGUUGCAUCUUCACUUAGUUCGUUUACACCCAAACCAGGACCCCAAAGAGCAUGGUUGUUACAAUUGCAGGUCUGGUUGUUACUCACUGAAGUAUACCUGGUCUUAGAUCAACCGAAUGGCGCUGUUCUUUCUUUACAAGAGGCUACCAAUAUUUUUCCAUUGAGCCAUCACAUUAUGUACACCCGGGGUCUUUUACAUGAAUAUAAACUGGAAUAUACAGAAGCAAAGCAGUGUUAUCAGAAUGCUGUUUCGAUCAAUCCGUCGCAUAUAAAGAGUUUACAACAUUUGGGUCUAAUUUAUCACUAUUUGGGAAGUCAGAGAUUGGCUGAAAAAACAUUAAGAGAUGCAGCAAAAAUUGAUCCAAAUUCACAUCAAACGUGGUACAAUUUAGGAAAGGUGUUGGAAUCUGUUGGCGAAGUAGAAGCAGCAAGUGACUGUAUGGCUACAGCAUUGGAAGUAGAAACUACGAAUCCAAUAUUACCGAUUCUCUCGAUACCAGUAACCUUCGAAUGAUUCAGAACUUUAAUAGUUUAAUGCAAGUUUCAAAGAAAUCACAAUGGUAUUCUACAACAUUGACAUUUCUUUACCCUUGUGGCAAUUGUACCUGCUUACCUCUACUGUUGCACUGUUACAAUAUUGUAUAAAUAAAUGGAUUCGUUGAAAAGUAAUAGAACGGUACAAAUAAUUUAAGAACAAUCACUGUAAUUAAAGUUCUAAUAAAGGAACAAUUCUAGGA